UUGCGCGCACGGGUCUGGGUCGGCUGGGUCCGCUGCGUCCUCAGGGCGCCGUCGCGUGAAGGUCGCUGCGGGGGCCUGGGAAGGCCAGGCGUGCGUGGCGAGCGGGUGGUGUGUGUUUCCUUACCAGGUCUUUGCGCUGUCGUCUUCUCUACAUCAUCACGUUGGUCUUGGAGGUGAAGACAAAUCCAAGGUGAUGGCAAAACAUCUGAAGUUCAUUGCCAGGACUGUGAUGGUACAGGAUGGAAACGUGGAAGGUGCAUACAGGACUCUAAACAGAAUCCUCACAAUGGAUGGGCUCAUUGAGGACAUUAAACGACGACGAUAUUACGAGAAGCCUUGUCGCCGGCGACAGCGGGAAAGCUACGAGACCUGCCGGAGGAUUUACAACAUGGAAAUGGCUCGAAAAAUCAGCUUCUUGAUGCGAAAGAAUAGGGCAGAUCCAUGGCAGGGCUGCUGAGGCUUGUGGCUAGGAAGCUCACAUCUAGUUGCUGCCUCUAUCCCUUUUCUUUCUCCAACUUCACUUUUUGUUACCUUUCUCUACAAUAAACUCAAUCAUCUGUAUGCAAGAA
Messenger RNA from Perognathus longimembris pacificus (Pacific pocket mouse), 569 nucleotides. It is a transcript of the gene Mrps21, whose product is annotated as mitochondrial ribosomal protein S21. Gene Ontology annotation, cellular component: ribosome. Bases 194 to 457 code for a protein of 87 amino acids. Gene Ontology annotation, molecular function: structural constituent of ribosome. NCBI's taxonomy places the organism in Eukaryota, Metazoa, Chordata, Mammalia, Rodentia, Heteromyidae. Gene Ontology annotation, biological process: translation. The record is from RefSeq and is a predicted model, not a curated record. The transcript has 3 exons.